ACCGGAAGUCAGACUCGCACGAUCGCAUUCAAAAUGGCGACUCCCAUGCAUAGGUUGAUCGCUCGAAGACAAGCGGAGGCAAACAAACAACAUGUUCGCUGUCAGAAAUGUCUGGAGUAUGGACACUGGUCCUAUGAGUGCAGUGGGAAAAGAAAGUACCUUUAUAGACCUUCCAGGACAGCCGAGUUGAAAAAGAGACUGAAAGACAAGGAGAACAAUCCUUCAGAUGAUCUGGGAGCUGGAAUAAUACCACGCAGUGAGAAAAAAACUAAGAAAAAAAGGUCCUCCUCCAGUUCCAGCAGCGGCAGUAGUGAUUCGUCCAGCUCUUCCAAUGACUCUUCCUCGGACAGCAGCGGUUCCUCGAGCUCCUCAUCCUCGUCUGAAGACAGUAGCAGUGACAGCGAUGACAGCUCCAGCCCUUCCUCCUCCUCCUCGUCUUCCUCCAGUUCCGACUCUGAUUCCGAUUCCGCAAGCAGUUCUGACGAAGGCCCUCCAAAGAAGAGAAAAAAGAAGAAAUGAGGGUCCAAUUAAUCGGCGUCAAAUACAGAACUCGUGUCAUAUACAUUGACAGUACUAAGAACACUGCUAUUGAAUAAGUGAGAGUAGGGUGGGAAGUCGUGUUAAGAAAUUGAGAGAUAUAUAUAUGUAUAUUGUCAUCAUUUUUUGUAGAAUGUGAAAAUCAAACACAUCCACUAUUACAUUUGCUACUUUGUUUUCUCUCCUUGGCAGAGUGUAGUGUCUCAAGCAAAAAAGUUCAAAUACUGCAAUGAUUUAUUCAUUCAUUCAGUUGCUUUCUUUUGCAUCUUUUUGACCAUAAAUGCAUUUUUUUUUUUAAAGAAUGACCAUUAUGUAGGAAUUGUGACAGACGUAGAGGCUGAGGUGUGUUAACAUGGUCUUCGUUUUAAGAUGGUCUCAUGAAAUAAACUGAUUUCUUACAGAAAGAAA
Sinocyclocheilus grahami is the source of this 945-nucleotide messenger RNA. Its product is annotated as zinc finger CCHC domain-containing protein 10-like. NCBI's taxonomy places the organism in Eukaryota, Metazoa, Chordata, Actinopteri, Cypriniformes, Cyprinidae. The transcript is spliced from 4 exons. Gene Ontology annotation, molecular function: zinc ion binding; nucleic acid binding. The record is from RefSeq and is a predicted model, not a curated record. The coding region runs from base 34 to 519 and encodes 161 amino acids.